CCGCGCACAAACGCAAAGUCGGUGUCGCUGGCUGCAGGAACAGGGUCUUCUGUUCAAUCGUCAUCGGAUUUGCGAGGGCCUGGUUGCCGUCGCGAAGAUCCGUCGACAACCAUAUCGGCGCUUUUGAGAACGUUUUCGACGGCCAUUGUCGGUUGGGUAGGACCAAGGGGGUAUAGGGCCGGUACUUUUGGGAAGGAUCUGCACUGCGAGCAACUCAGAUGACACUGAAAACAGAGCGUUUGAUUAUACUUGCAGCAUAGGC
Messenger RNA from Mycena citricolor, 262 nucleotides. The record is from the annotation of a GenBank genome assembly. NCBI's taxonomy places the organism in Eukaryota, Fungi, Basidiomycota, Agaricomycetes, Agaricales, Mycenaceae.